Messenger RNA from Ylistrum balloti, 537 nucleotides. RefSeq lists its product as uncharacterized. The transcript has a single exon. NCBI's taxonomy places the organism in Eukaryota, Metazoa, Mollusca, Bivalvia, Pectinida, Pectinidae. The record is from RefSeq and is a predicted model, not a curated record. Bases 1 to 537 code for a protein of 178 amino acids.
AUGCUACACCGACCACCAUACCGUGAUACCUCGCUAGACCGACCUCCAUACCGUGAUACCUCGCUAGACCGACCGCCAUACUGUAAUACUUCACCAGACCGACCUCCUUACCGUGAUAUAUCCCUAGACCGACCACCAUACCGUGAUACCUCGAUAGACCGACCACCAUACCGUGAUACCUCGCUAGACCGACCUCCUUACCGUGAUAUAUCCCUAGACCGACCACCAUACCGUGAUACCUCGAUAGACCGACCACCAUACCGUGUUACCUCGCUAGACCGACCGCCAUACCGUGAUACCUCGCUACACCGACCACCAUAUCGUGAUACCUCGCUAGACCGACCUCCAUAUUGUGAUACCUCGCUACACCGACCACCAUACCAUGAUACCUCGCUAAACCGACCACCAUACCAUGAUACCUCGCUAGACCGACCACCAUACCGUGAUACCUCGCUAGACCGACCACCAUACCGUGAUACCUCGCUAGACCGACCACCAUACCGUGAUAACUACCCUAGACCGACCACCAUGCCGUGA